Molecule: messenger RNA, 2257 nt
Organism: Abrus precatorius (Indian licorice)
Lineage: Eukaryota; Viridiplantae; Streptophyta; Magnoliopsida; Fabales; Fabaceae
Product: F-box protein PP2-A13-like
Exons: 3
Coding region: 475-1323 (282 amino acids)
Molecular function (GO): protein binding
Source: RefSeq, a predicted model, not a curated record
GUACUGGAUAAGAAGCUCGUAUUCUGUUCGUCACUGGUCAUGCAUCUUAACAUUCUCAACCAGCCAACUUAAGGUGCAAAACGGUGUGCAGCUUAGAUCAAUCCAUGUCUGGUCCUUACACGACAACUAAAAACGCGCGUUGGGGAAUCUACACUCUCAUCUUAAAAAAUUCCUAAACAAAUUGACCUCCCGAAGAUCUCGUCUUGCAUUCGGAGUUUUUUUUUUUUUCUUUCAAUAUCUCAUGUAUUUCACUCCAAUUGCUGUUCUCUUCACUUUUCCCUCUCUAGCUCUUUCUCAGAAAAUUGACAAAUUCAGGUUCAAACUCAAGUUCUGAGGCCGAUCCAGAUUCUGGGUGGGUGAAAUUUGAUAGCUUUGUGUUCAUUCAAGAUCAAGUUUUGAGUUCCAUUCAUAUUCUGGGUGUGUGAAAUAAGAGAGAAAAGCAUUCAAUUUCGGGUUAUAAAGUGGUGUUUGGUUAUGGGUGCUAGUUUUUCCUCUUGUGUUUGUGAUGGUGAUGCUACCGCUUUAAGGCCAAGGCUUGGUGAUAUACCUGAGAGUUGUGUGGCACUGGUGUUGAUGUAUUUGGAUCCACCAGAUAUUUGCAAGCUAGCACGGUUAAACAGGGCAUUUCGUGAUGCUUCAUUAGCUGAUUUCAUUUGGGAAUCGAAGUUGCCUUUGAAUUAUAAGUUCAUCAUGGAAAAGGCUUUGAAGGAUACUUGUGUGGCAGAGUUGGGGAAGAGGGACAUUUAUGCAAGACUAUGUAGGCCUAAUUUGUUUGACAAUGAGACAAAGGAAAUUUGGCUUGAUAAGAGGACGGGUGGGGUUUGUUUGGCGAUUUCUUCCAAAGCGUUAAGGAUUACAGGGAUAGAUGAUCGGAGAUAUUGGAAUCGCAUUUCUACCGAAGAGUCAAGAUUCCAUACAAUUGCUUAUCUUCAACAAAUUUGGUGGCUUGAAGUGGAAGGAGAUAUUGAUUUCCAAUUUCCACCUGGAACAUACAGUGUGUUCUUCAGACUCCAGCUUGGAAGGUCAUCCAAGAGGUUGGGUAGGCGAGUUUGUAAGACUGAGGACAUUCAUGGAUGGAAUAUAAAACCUGUGAAAUUUCAGCUAACAACUUCUGAUGGACAGCAUGUUGUAUCCCAGAGUCAUUUGGAUAAUCCAGGGCACUGGAUUCUCUACCAUGCAGGGAACUUUGUUUCUAAGAAUCCUAAUGAUUUGAUGAAGAUCAAAUUUUCAUUGACUCAAAUUGAUUGCACUCAUACCAAAGGCGGUUUGUGUGUAGACUCUGUAUUUAUAUGCCAUAGUGAUGAUGUAAGAAAAGAGGUGUAGAAUGUUUUUGUAGGUAGGAAAUUUGUACAGUAAAAAAUGAGUGUUAGUUUUGUGAUUUGUGUUAUAGGGGAGUUAAGUAGAGGUUAAUCUUCCAAAUACGCCUCAGAGCAGAACUUCCCUUUAGAUAUUUUGUUUUUUUGAUAGUGAUCCCUUUAGUUGUUUUGUUUCUUUGUUAGGACAAUGUUUCCUUUAAUUAGGUUGUACACGUUUUAUUACCCCCUUUUGGUCAUAAUCUAUUUUACUCGUGUAUAUGUCCUCUGUUGUUGAUGUUGGGAACUGAUUUAUGUGUUUUCUCAAAGAAUGAAGUGAUUCAUGUGUAAUAAUUUUAGCUUGUAUGUAUGGUAGUUCAUCUUUUUUUGUGAUUUUCUUUUAUGAAGGAUUCUUGUACAUGGUACAAAGACUUUGCUGAGUUGUGAUGAUGAUGUAAUCUGAACGCUUGAACAUGCUUUUGAAAUACUAUAUUGUCAAUGUUCCUCUUCUCCUGCCACGUAGAUUUGUCUUCAUAGGACUUUGAUGUGGUUACAAGUGACUCUCAUCUAACCUCAUAAACUUAGUCAAAGUCGCAGUUUCAUUCUCGAGCGUUGUAUCAAUAUUUACAGUUUGCACAUACAUGUAAACAUAUUUCCUUUUCCUUUUUCUUCCUUUUUCUUUUUUCUGUUCAUUUUCUUUCUCAACCUGACCUUUAUGUUCUUCAUGACCCAGUGAGACGAGCAUUGUUAUAAGAAUUGUAAUUAGAUUGGAUUAGUUAUGUCCAAACUAAGCAAAAGUUUUUUAUUUGAAUUGGGUGUAAAAGCAAACCGAACCAAACCAAUUCAAUUAUGGUUGGGUUUGAGUUUUAAUCUUUCUAUUUAUUUUAAAUAUAUUUGUAAUCUCUUGUUCCUUAGGAGGAUUUUCAUCAUCAAAUGCAAUAACUUAAAGGUAUGUGAUUCGGAAU